UGUAAGAACUGUGUAUGUCCUUUGUAAUAAGCUCUGGGUUGUAAUUCAUUCAGCUGUUUACUGUGGCUGAAGUCACCUGGCAGGUUGUUGCGUGCUUUCGUCACACCCAGUCAGGUGAGACUCAGGAGGUGUACUGUCUUGUGUUUGAGACGACACACAGAUGAUAUAUUGACAGUAUUCAUGGGGUGGUUUAAUCAAAAGCAGCUUUUAAUUAAAAUGCUUUGCUGCAGGUCAUGCAGGACAAAAAAAAAUACACUUUACACGAUAACUAAACAUUUAUGCACAGUCACAACACCUUGACUUUGAUGUCAUCCAGCAUGAAUCAUCGACAUGUCUUCUCUUUACAGGGAUGCAUUUGGCGGUGCUGCUGUUUGUGUCUGCGCUCUCCGUCGCCACCUUCGCCCUGGACAAUGGAGAGAUGAGGGUCCCUCCCAUGGGCUGGCUGGCAUGGGAGCGUUUCCGCUGUGACAUUGACUGUGAACACGACCCCAAAAACUGCAUCGGUGAGAACCUGUUCAUCGACAUGGCAGACAGACUGUCGGAGGAGGGCUGGAGGGAACUUGGCUACGUGUAUGUGAACAUAGACGACUGCUGGUCCUCCAUGAAGAGAGACGAGAAGGGGCGGCUGCAGGCUGACCCUAAAAGGUUCCCAGGAGGCAUCCAUAAACUGGCACGCUAUAUGCACGACAGGGGUCUCAAGCUGGGCAUCUACGGGGACUUCGGCACACACACCUGUGGGGGGUAUCCCGGCACCACACUGGACAAGAUCGAGAUAGACGCUCAGACCUUCGCCGACUGGGAGGUGGAUAUGUUUAAAUUUGACGGCUGUUAUUCUAAUGCCACGGAGCAAGAGAAGGGUUACCCUCUCAUGUCAAAGGCUUUAAAUGCUACGGGCCGUCCCAUUGGCUACUCCUGCAGUUGGCCUGCCUACCAGGGUGGCCUGCCACCUAAGGUGAACUACACUCAGUUGGGUGAGAUCUGCAACCUGUGGCGUAACUAUGGGGACAUCCAGGACUCUUGGGACAGUGUCCUGAACAUUGUUGACUGGUUCUUUGAGAACCAGGAUGUCCUGGUACCUGCAGCUGGACCUGGAAAGUGGAACGACCCAGAUAUGCUGAUUGCUGGCAACUUUGGCCUCAGCAUUGACCAGUCUCGCUCUCAGAUGGCUCUGUGGGCGAUUAUGGCUGCUCCUCUUUUCAUGUCCAAUGACCUGCGCACCAUCAGCAGCGAGGCCCGCAGCGUCCUGCAGAACAAAAUGGCCAUCAUCAUCAACCAGGACCCCAUGGGCAUCCAGGGAAGGCGCAUUAUAAAGGAGAAGAGUGGCAUUAACGUGUUCUGGCGCCCCCUGUCAAACAAUGCAAGUGCAUUGGUAUUCUUCAGUCGUCGUACCGACAUGCCCUACCGCUACCAGACGACCCUCAGCAAACUCAACUACACCACUGGCAGCUACAAGAUCUACAACGUCUUCACUGGGAAGACCAUGACGCUGAAGGAGUCCACUGGCUUCGUGGUGUCGGUGAACCCCACAGGUGUGGUCAUGUGGCAUGUGUCUGCGCCCGCCAAAUGGAACCUGCGCCAGUUCUAUAAAGGUGGCAGACUCCAGGGAUCUGCAUUUGACGAUGACGAUGAAAACGCCUUUCCUCGCGUCUUCCUCUGAUCGCUCACUGAUUGAACUUUAUCACAUAAUAAUCACACCACUGUUUCUGCCUCAGUGCUCUUGAUGAAGCGUUGACUGACAAGACAUCACACGAUUAUUGUUAGGUGAUCAAUGGACGUAUUUCUCUCCUGAACCCUAAAGUGCCAGUGCAUAGCUCUAAAUUGUGUUAUUUUAAAAGGCACUAUCUUUUCCAAGUAAUGGAGUCACUUAAAUCUCAGGGGGGGGGGGGGCAGCCAUUUUGCUUCUGGAUAUGUUACUAAUCUCAAAUUGUUCUUGUGAUCCAUCUCUUAAAUUCUACACUUGCAAUAUGAAUCAAGAGAAAAUGUCCAAAACAUAGCACACCUCAGUUACAGUGACAAACAUUUUGGACACAUUUUAAGUGUUUCCGUGCUUCACAGGGCACUAGAGCUGAUGAUAAUUUAUAUCUCUGAGAUCGCCAAAGUUGAAAAACUGAUCGUAGAUCAGCACUAAGACUCAGGAGUCUCCGCUGCUCUGCUUUUAAUGAAACAUUGCAGGAAGCAGUCUGUCUUAAGCUGUUCCAAAAAGAACAAAGAAGAACAAUAAAGGCGUCUGCAAUGCUAGUUUUUCUGAAUGUUUAUAGGAAAAUUGCUCAGGAUAAUAAAUAUGAACGUGUGUUUAAGAAACGAAGAUUUUUAUAAGAAAUGAUUCUGUGAAUUAUGAGUUUUUGUCUUAACUGAAAUAUAUGAUUUGGUUCCUCAUUA
Molecule: messenger RNA, 2379 nt
Organism: Anarrhichthys ocellatus (wolf-eel)
Lineage: Eukaryota; Metazoa; Chordata; Actinopteri; Perciformes; Anarhichadidae
Product: alpha-N-acetylgalactosaminidase
Exons: 8
Coding region: 350-1657 (435 amino acids)
Biological process (GO): glycoside catabolic process; oligosaccharide metabolic process
Cellular component (GO): cytoplasm
Molecular function (GO): alpha-galactosidase activity
Source: RefSeq, a predicted model, not a curated record